Fusarium subglutinans is the source of this 717-nucleotide messenger RNA. RefSeq lists its product as uncharacterized. The transcript has a single exon. The coding region runs from base 1 to 717 and encodes 238 amino acids. Lineage: Eukaryota; Fungi; Ascomycota; Sordariomycetes; Hypocreales; Nectriaceae. The record is from RefSeq and is a predicted model, not a curated record.
AUGUCUUCAACCAUCACAACUUCUUUGCUCAUGCUGGAAUACACCGGCAUUCCAAAUCUCGUUGCCGAGGUCAUCGGCGCAAACCCUACAGCCACGACUUUCGUACUGGACUGCGACAAGCCCAAGCACAAAAAGAAUUGGGAAGACGGUGAAUGCUACAUCACCAAGGACACCGUCAUUCUCGGCCCAUGGGCCGAUAAGACACCUGCGCCUGGAGCUGUAACCACUGGUAUCUGGAGAGAAGGCACCGUCAAUGAAGAUGAAAAAGAAGGCUACUCGUUCUCAAUAGAGUGUCAAAUGGAUUAUACGGUGCCUAUAGUCUGUACCACGACCAAUCAUGCUUCGUUCACCUUCGACGAUAGUCGGGGCGUCACAGCGACAUACACCAAGCACGGCGGAACGACGGUUGAUAUGUUCUUCUAUGGUGGGUAUGGAUACUUUGGCUGGACUCCUGUCACUGUCACUGCUGGUCACUCGUAUCUGUUUUCUGCCAAGACUGCCUCCUUUACCGAGGCUUCGUGUACAGGCGUCUCUGGAACCGGAGAGGCUGAGGAAGCAACGACUUCUGCCACCGAAACUGGGAGCACGACUGAUAGUGAUGUGAUUACUGUUACGGGCGAAGCUUCAUCUACGACUUCUAGUAACGGCGCAGGUACAAGACGUGCUUUAAGCCUCUGGGCUGCAGUGGGCAUCAUGGCAAGUCUGGUCUUGGCAUGA